AUGAGCUCUGCGAGAUUAGAAACUUUACAUCUUGCAUCCGAAAACAAAGAUGGUAUAAACAAUAGCUCGACCGAAUCGUCUCCUUCGAUUUCAGUUACCGCUGCAAAUUCGCCAACUAGCGCUGCUUCUUCGGUAACCAAAAACUCCGCACGAACGCCAAGUUCCUGGGACGCAGAGGAUGACGUCCUACUAAUGCAUUUGAAAGAUAAACAGAAGUUGGGAUGGAAGGAGAUUGCAAGCAAUUUCACGAAUAGGACCCCUAACGCAUGUCAAUUUCGUUGGAGACGAUUGAAAUCGGGGAACUUGAAGAAUCCUCCAAAAUCAGCAUCACAACUCGGUGAACUGUUUAAGCAAACUUCUGGUGUAAUCAGCUCCACAUCUACUUCCAAAAAGAAAAAAUCUACUAACUCAAAUCGAACGAAUACCAAGAUUGAAACUACUGAAUCUGAAUUUUCUUAUAGUCCAGUGACUAGUGGAGGCUUUCAAGGCUUUGACAAUAACAUCUCCAGCGCAUUGGCAGGAUUAAAUGCUUUAUCCAACUCCCCAUCAUACAUCUCAAGCCUGUCGGCAACAACAACACCAAAGAUAUCUGUUUCAUCGCCACGAAUAAAUUACGGUGGGUCAAGCGGGAGAGCUAACCUGAUCAGUAGCUUACAUCACCACAAGUACGAAGGGUCUUCAACAUCUGAUAACUUGAUGGAGCCAUCAGGCAAGUCCGUUAUUGUAGCUCCAGGAACAUCGGGAUCGGGAGGUUAUUAUGCCGACGUUUCGGUAGACCCUACAAUGAACCUCCCUCAUAACCAGGCACAUCCGGAAACUUCUUCAUCAGUAACACCUCGAGGGUCGCUUUCUCAUGCAACUAAUAAUAGCGGACGCCAAAAGGAUACCAGCAACAGUAAUAAUCUACACACCGAGUCUAUAUCUGCUGCUGCCACAGCUGCUGCCGCUUUGCGAAACAACUCGAUUAUUCAAAUAGCCAGUGAAGAUCGUGAAUCCAUACUGUCCAUAACCAGAGCCUCGGUUUCAUCACUUCCAUCUAAGUCAAUGAAUAUACCACAUCAUCAACUGGGCUCCUCUGCAUUGGCUCACUUACCGGUGCUAUUUGGCGGUGCUGGAAGCAUCAGUGGACCAUCGAGAAACCCCAGUAUUAGCGGCAUGUCAGGACAUCAAACCACAGUUUCAAGUUUGAGGAACGGUUCCUUGGUGGCAGCAAAUACUGGCUACUAUUCACGUUCUGGCUCUGUGGUGAUACCGCACAAUACAGAUAAAAGCGAAGAGCCAUUGAAGGUCAAGGAUGAUAAAGUUGAUAAUCACAAUACUAGUACUAAUACUAAUGCCAAUAACAAUCACAAUAAUAAUAGUAACAAUAACACUAAUAAUAAAAAUAAUAAUAAAUUACACAAGUUGAAACGAAACACGCCUACUGCUGCAAAUUCACUGCACGGGAGUGGGAAGGGAAAAGGGAAGGGAAAAGGGAAAGAGAAAGAGAAAGAGAAAGAGAAACGCGAGAGCCUGAAAUUGGAUAUCCCAUGGACAAUGGAAGAAGACGAGCUUUUAAUUAAUAGACGUAAUAGGGAACUAUCCUUUGCUGAACUAUCUAUCCUUUUGCCUCAAAGAACAGAAGGUGAAAUCUGGUCACGAAUUGAUUAUUUAGAAAAAUUGAGAAAUGGUAAUGAUAGAACUGUUAACGCUAGAGAGCGAAGGAAGUCUCGUCAGUCCUCAUUUGGAUUAGACGAUGUCAAUGAUUUAUACGACGACGACGACGAUGAUGUAAUUGGAGGUAUCGGAAUUAGCGACGAUGAAGAUGAUAACGAGCUUCUAGUUGAUAUUAAUGAUGAUACUGUUCCAAGGUUGAGAAAUAAGAAACGAAGAACAAGUUCAGCUGUGAAUCCACUUUCUGUGAGGAGUACAAUACGUAAAGGAUAA
Molecule: messenger RNA, 1926 nt
Organism: Lodderomyces oxycetoniae
Lineage: Eukaryota; Fungi; Ascomycota; Pichiomycetes; Serinales; Debaryomycetaceae
Gene: DOT6
Product: Dot6p
Exons: 1
Coding region: 1-1926 (641 amino acids)
Source: RefSeq, a predicted model, not a curated record